AUGGUCUCAUUCAGAGCGGGUACAAGUGCCAUCCUGGCCACAACCCUCCUCGCUACCCUCUCAUCCCUCUCAUCCACAGCCUCAGCAUUCUACAUUCCAGGACUCAGUCCAACAGUCUUCCACAACGGCGACCGUGUACCACUGUUCGUCAACAAGAUCUUUUCCGAAAAGUCGCCCUUACCCUUUGCCUAUGCUGAUCUUCCCUUUGUGUGCGAGCCACCCAAGGACGCCAAGCGGGCAUGGCUCAACCUGGGUGAAGUUCUGAGAGGCGAUCGUAUCUUGACCUCUGACUAUGAGCUGGUGGUAGGCAAGGAUAUCAAGUGCCAGACCCUCUGCGUCAAGAGUGUCUCCGCGGAGGAUGCCGCCCUUGCAGCCAGCUACAUCGCAAACGACUACAACGUCGAAUGGAUCGUGGACAACUUGCCUGGAGCAACAAAGUACAAUCUGGGAGACGGACAGGCACACCAGCAACGGCGAUACAGGGCUGGGUUCCCCUUGGGCAAAGUCAAAUGGUCCAAGAGCAACAUCCACAACCACGUUACGAUCCGCAUUCUCUACCAUAACCAGCCAGGACAAACAGGCGGAAAGUUGAUCGUUGGCUUUGAGGUCAACCCAUACUCGAUCGACCAGGGUGAUUCAUGCCCUGAAGACCCUCUCAAGGUUGGAGCGUUCAAGGUGGUGUCGGACAAGGAGGUCGAGAUCCAGUACACCUACUCUGUUCAGUGGAUUGAGGACAAGGAAGUCACUUGGGACAAUCGCUGGAAUCUGUACCUGGUUAAGACUGGCACCGAAGUGCACUGGUACUCGAUCGUCAACUCGAUUGUCAUCAUGUUGUUCUUGACCGGUGUUGUGGCCAUUAUUAUCCUCAAGACCCUCAAGAAGGAUAUUGCCAUCUACAACGAGGAGGAGAUGAAGGACGACCAGGACGACGGAUCAGGAUGGAAGUUGGUUCAAGGCGAUGUUUUCAGGACACCCCAGUACUCUUCAAUCCUCUGCGCCAUCCUUGGAACCGGUGUCCAAAUCAUUGUCAUGGCCAUCUCUACCAUUCCGUUUGCGGGAUACUACUCGGCUCGCUUGUACAAGGUGUUCAAGGGCACUUCAUGGACCAAGAAUGCUAUUGUUACGGCGACUCUUGUUCCGGGAUUCUUGAUGACCUUGGUGUUCUUGCUGAACAUGUUUGUCUGGUCCAAGAACUCUUCCAACGCCAUCCCCUUUGGUACUUUCUUUGCCCUGGUGGUGAUGUGGUUUGGUAUCUCUCUUCCUCUGUCGUUGGUCGGCGCUUUCUUUGGUCAGCGCAAGGCUGUCAUUGAGCAUCCCGGACGUACCAACCAGAUCCCUCGUCAGAUCCCCGAACCUUUGUGGUACAUGAAGCCCCGCAUCACGGUUGCACUGGGAGGCUUGUUGCCGUUUGCAGUCAUCUUUAUUGAGCUGUUCUAUAUCCUCAAGUCGGUCUGGGAGGGUCAAUAUUACUACAUGUUUGGAUUCUUGAGUCUUGUGUUUGCCAUCCUGCUGGUGACCUGCGUCGAGAUUUCCAUCAUUGUCGUCUACUUCCAGCUCUGCAGCGAGGAUUACAACUGGUGGUGGCAAAGUUUCUUUGCUUCGUCGUUCUCAUCGUUCUACAUCUUUUUGUACAGCAUGGUGUUUUUCACCAAGCAGCUGUCGAUCGACCACUUUGUGCCUGGUCUGAUCUACUUCACCAACACUGUCAUGAUCUGUAUUAUCUAUGGUCUCUUGACGGGCACAACGGGGUUUAUUAGUUCGUACUGGUUCAUCCGUCGUAUCUACUCUGCUGUUAAGAUUGACUAG
Molecule: messenger RNA, 1806 nt
Organism: Linnemannia hyalina
Lineage: Eukaryota; Fungi; Mortierellomycota; Mortierellomycetes; Mortierellales; Mortierellaceae
Source: the annotation of a GenBank genome assembly